This is a messenger RNA of Toxorhynchites rutilus septentrionalis, 1421 nucleotides long. RefSeq names its product phenoloxidase-activating factor 3-like. Bases 147 to 1202 code for a protein of 351 amino acids. The transcript is spliced from 5 exons. Lineage: Eukaryota; Metazoa; Arthropoda; Insecta; Diptera; Culicidae. Gene Ontology annotation, molecular function: serine-type endopeptidase activity. Gene Ontology annotation, biological process: proteolysis. The record is from RefSeq and is a predicted model, not a curated record.
AAUCAGUCUUACUUAAUACAUUGCCGCGAUCGGACGUGCUAAAAGUUGCUCCGAUCUCCGUCUUCAAUACUCGAGAGCAGACGAUCGUUCUAACCGGUCAAACAAUUAUUAUUUGCUAAACAGUAGAAAACAAAUUGCCAAGAUCAAUGGAAGGAUUGAGAUUGUUCAUCUGUGCACUUUGCGUAAACUUUGCCGUUGGACAGCUGAGACAAUGCGGAAGUCAGCAGAAGUGUGUGCAGUUUAAUGAAUGUGACGAAUUUAAGCAAUAUGUUGGAAUCCCCAGCAACCGAUGGCCUGACUCAAUUAAACAAGAGGUCAAAAACCGCCUUUGCAAUGUCAAACAGCAAGGGAACAGUAGAAUUUAUAGCAUCUGUUGUUCAGAAACCGGCCCACAGUCAGGAUUGGCAAUGCUAGACACGAAGAACUGCGGAAAAUCGAGUUCGGAACGGGUGGCGUUCGGUAAAAAUGCCCCCCUGUAUAGGUAUCCCUGGAUGGCAUUAUUACAAACAUACGAUGGUUCAUUCAGUUGUGGAGGAACACUCAUUACUAAGCGUUAUGUUCUUACGGCAGCCCAUUGUGGACGACCGGCAAUAAUUUCUGUACGCUUGGGUGAACACGAUCUAUCCAAAGUUCAAGACUGUAUUGUGCUUGGAGAUGAAAGAGACUGCGCGCCGGAUCCCCAGGACAUUGCGGUUGCCGAAUUUAUUAAACACAAACGAUACAGUCCAUCUAAGCGCAAAAAUGAUAUUGCAUUAAUCAGACUAGUUUCUCCCGCUCUGAUUAAUAAUAAUGUGAACACAAUUUGUCUUCCAAUCAGCAACUUUCGGAAUAAUCCAGAACCGGAAAAAAUGAUUAUUACUGGAUGGGGCUAUACCGAAAAAGAAAAUAGAACCUCUAAUGUACUGCAGUUCGUUAAUCUACCUAUCGUGUCCAACAGUGAAUGUGGUCCAACGUUAGCGCGACUGAGUGAUGCCAUUUCACUGGAUGAUGAUACUCAACUUUGUGCGGGCGGUACGGAAAGGAUGGACAAUUGCGCCGGUGAUUCAGGAGGACCACUGCAGUAUUACUCACGAACAGAGGCACGAGCUGUUCAGCAUGGAAUUGUUUCGUACGGACUCAACUCUUGUGGUGUUGAGAGUGUACCGGGAGUGUACACUAAAGUAUCAUAUUACAUUGAUUGGAUAUUACAAAACUUGACUUAGGUUCACUAGAAUAUGAGAGACAUUGGAAUGAAUUUUUUGAAACUUGACAAAAAAGCAAGUUGCAACAUUGAGAAAUUUCAGUGAGUGGAAAGCUGUAACUUUGUGUUGAAUGAGUACAAAAUGAACAGGUAACAGGUAAUGAAUUAGAGAGACUUUAAACUCUGAGAGUUCAUUCGUCUCUACACAAUGAAGAAAAUAUACAUCAUUCUAUAGCUACAA